AUGUGGGACAGACUCAAAAUCAUUCCCCACGGUUCCCAUGGGUCUCACACUUCAUAUGGCUCUGGGAGACACGGUGGGCACCCUCUCGACGACGACAGGUUACGCGUGGGCCUCGGGAUAGGCUACGGUGCGACACCCAAGGGAUACAGCUAUUCGAUCAAAGGUGGACCGGCGCCUCCGCGACCUCCACGAGAGUUUUAUGCUUCGAGAUACUUGCCUCAGCCUGCCUGGUGCCCGAGUCGCACGUCGCCUGCAGCAGCCACUCUUUUCUGUGUGUUGGGACGCGACUUUUGGAUUGCUGCGCUCGAAACCGCCCCUGCCGUCAAGGAACCACCUCGUCGCAACCCGAAUCGCAUCACGGUGCGCACGGCCAACAUCAACCUCCGCCCUCCCUCGUCUGUGUACUCAUCAGACGACGACGACUACAGUCCCCCACUAGCAGCCCCAGUGGCAUCUUACAACGCAAACCUGGCGACCACAUACGACUACCGCUACGGCGGCGGCCCGGGAGCGGCUGAUGAGAUCUCCCCGCCUAGCUCGCCCGAAGUUCCGGUUCCGCAGAGCCGGGGGAAUACAAGCAUCCCGGUGAUGCGCCGCGAGCGUAGGAGACAGUCGGAUAUUGCGGCGCGAGAGAACCAUCGUGGGACACAGCUGCAGCAACCGCAACAGCAACAACAAAAACAAUUUCAACAGCAGCAGCAGCAGCAGCAGCAGCAGCCACAACAACAACAGCAGCAGCAGUAUCAAGAUCAACAGCCUCGAAAUGCACCCAGGUGGGAUCCACUCACCGGAGAACAGACUGGCAACGCUCAGGGCUACCCAUCCCAGGUCGCCAACCCGGCCGAGUUUGCUCAAGGCUUGGCCACUGCGUCGCAGAGUGCUGGAUGGUCGGACCCUCAGCAGUCCGUUGGGCCGACAGCAGGGCCGCCCUCGUUCGGCGAUCGGUGGAGGAGGAUGGCUAAAAAGGCUGGCGCAGCUGCUGCAGCUGCAAGGGAUGGCAACACAGACCCGGCUGCCGGUGCUUUUACUUCUACGCGGCCCGGCUGGCGUGGUGCGAGUGGCCGGACCGCGAUUGUCGACCCGGUGCACGACACGCGUGCAGUAGCCCCGUUGAAGAUCCCCGAGAAGAGCAGCAGGAGGAACAUGCCACCUUCGGCCGGGCCAGGACCAGCAGUCGUUGGAGGGGCUCGAGUGAACAACAGCAGCGCCGUAGAUGGCCCGGUCCGCCGCGGCCAGACCCCGCCGAUCAGCCCACCCCCGUCUGAAACACCACCAGCUAGGUCUGCCCCGCAAGAGGCCGCUCGGAGAAUCAUGCCCUCGUCCCAAACCCCCGCGGCCCAAACCGCACAGACGCAAUUUCAGACGACACAGCAGCAGCAGCAAAGGUAUCCCAGUCCACCCCUAUCCGGGACUCCAGUGCAGGCCGACGCUCCUGCCGUGGCCGCGGCCCGAGAACUCGUGCGGGAUGCUCAGUACGGGGUUGGCACCGGUGUUUCUGCCCCUGCUCAACCUUCCCCAACCUUCAACAACUCUCCCGAGUCCAUCAACCAGCUCCGCCGGAAACCACCUCCCGUUCACACCGACCCGCAUCACCCCGCGCACUAUCACCAUCAACACCAGGUCUCGGUCUCGUCCGUCUACUCGACGGACAUUGUGCACCAAUCACCGGGGGCCAUCCACGACGUCGUAGAGGCCGUGGAGGAAGAAGAACCCUACGUCCAGCCCCCUUCGCGCUUCAGCAUCACUACCUAUGCGACCAGCACGGCUGGAACGACGCGCACGGACGACCCGGACGACCACUUCAACGACGACCACCCUCCGGUCCCUUCUCUACCUUCCGACUACCAACACCAGUACACGGGCACUCCCGGCGGACCGGUUCGGCCCACAUCCGACCACAGCCCCGUCACCUCCCCCAUCGACCAAUUCAUGACCUCCCCCUUUUCCGUCCCCCCCGGCGGCGCCGCCGAGUCCCGCAGCCCUUCCACCGACCCCGAACAACAACAAGAACUCCAACAAUUCGCCAGCGCCAUGAACCCAGCCCUCGCCCGCGCCCUCGCCAUCGACCGCCCCUCCUCCCGCGCCUCCGACAUCAACAAAUCCCUCCCCGCUCCACCCCCGGAACAAACCGCCGACCAGGCCCGCGACCGUGUGGGCUUGCUCAACGCCCAGCUGCGCUCCCUCGCCAACCGGCGUAUCAAUAUCAACCGCUCCAUCGCGCAGAUGACCGAGCUGAUGCCGACGGACAAGCUGAUGAAUUCUGCGGCGGUGGUCCGUAAGCGGGAGGAUGAGAAGAAGAAAGUGGAGGUGCUAAGGCAGGAGUUGGCGGACGUGCAGCGGGAGGAGUAUGAGUUGGGGUUGAAGCUGCAUCGGGCGUAUAAGAGGUUGGAUCGGGAGGCGGAGUGGGAGCCUACGACGUUGUGGGUGAGGAGGGUAACGAAGUAG
Dichotomopilus funicola is the source of this 2445-nucleotide messenger RNA. RefSeq lists its product as uncharacterized. The transcript has 5 exons. NCBI's taxonomy places the organism in Eukaryota, Fungi, Ascomycota, Sordariomycetes, Sordariales, Chaetomiaceae. Bases 1 to 2445 code for a protein of 814 amino acids. The record is from RefSeq and is a predicted model, not a curated record.